This is a messenger RNA of Trifolium pratense (red clover), 1377 nucleotides long. RefSeq names its product proteasome subunit alpha type-6. Bases 401 to 1141 code for a protein of 246 amino acids. The transcript has 10 exons. Gene Ontology annotation, cellular component: proteasome core complex; nucleus; cytosol. Gene Ontology annotation, biological process: ubiquitin-dependent protein catabolic process. Lineage: Eukaryota; Viridiplantae; Streptophyta; Magnoliopsida; Fabales; Fabaceae. The record is from RefSeq and is a predicted model, not a curated record.
UUCCAUUUGCAAACAGAAAGCAAACGUAGAAGAGAUAGAGGUAGAGUUGUGUGUGAAAAUAUCUAGUUGUUCUCAUUUUUAAUUUCAAGCGAUCUAAACCGUUAAUUAGAUCUAACGGUAAAUUUUAUAUGCAUCACCGAUGAAGGACUUAAUUGAUCCAUCACCCUAGAAUCCACCUAUUUAUUUAUUUAUUUUUGUAAAACCCGAUGGUAUUGAAAAAAAAUAAAAUUGAAAUCUAUAAAUCAAAACCCUAAAACAACGAAACUGAAGCAGCUUAGUGAAUUGGGAGUCGAACUGAUAUCAACCCAGUCGGAGUUGUGACAAACUCAUCAUCAUCAUCAUCAUCAUCAUCAUCAUCAUCAUCAACCAGGAAUUCCUAAGGUCAAAGUAACCCAAAAACAUGAGUCGAGGAAGUGGAGGAGGUUACGAUCGUCACAUCACUAUUUUCUCCCCCGAGGGGCGUCUCUUUCAAGUGGAGUAUGCUUUCAAGGCUGUUAAGGCUGCAGGGAUAACCUCGAUUGGUGUCCGAGGAAAGGAUUCUGUUUGCGUCGUUACUCAAAAAAAGGUUCCGGACAAGCUCUUGGAUCAGACAAGUGUUACACACCUCUUUCCCAUCACAAAGUACCUUGGUUUACUGGCAACUGGCAUGACAGCUGAUGCUAGGACACUGGUUCAACAAGCAAGAAAUGAAGCAGCCGAGUUUCGCCAUAAAUAUGGAUAUGAGAUGCCUGUUGAUGUGUUGGCUAAAUGGAUUGCAGACAAAUCACAAGUCUAUACUCAACAUGCUUAUAUGAGACCACUUGGAGUAGUUGCCAUGGUCUUGGGUAUUGAUGACGAAAAUGGACCUCAGCUUUACAAAUGUGACCCCGCCGGUCAUUACUUUGGUCACAAGGCCACAAGUGCUGGAUCGAAGGAUCAAGAGGCAAUUAAUUUCUUGGAAAAGAAGAUGAAGAACGACCCUUCAUUUACCUAUGACGAGACAGUUCAGACUGCAAUUUCUGCCUUGCAAUCAGUUCUUCAAGAGGAUUUUAAGGCCACUGAGAUUGAGGUUGGAGUGGUGCAAAAUGACAAACCAGAGUUUAGAGUUUUGACCACCGAGGAAAUUGAUGAACACUUGACUGCCAUCAGCGAGCGUGAUUGAGUUCUUAAUACUGAUGUUAGAUUAUAUCAUUUACUUGUUGUCUGAGAUCACUAAAUCAAUAUGUCCUUUUGUUAUAUUUGAGUAUCUACUUACUCAAUACUGAUGUUGAACAUUGUAUUUAUGUUUCUAUUACGAAUUGGAGCUUGCCGAUCAAUCAUGUUUCCUCUUGUAUCCCUGAAUUGUCCAACCCAUGUGUGGGAAAAAAUUGAGCAAAGCUGGUUCAAUCUUUUGUCUGA